CUCGAACAGAUAAAAAUAAACUCAGACCUAAUCCACGGCCGGCACUGGUAGUCCAUAAGCAGGACGAUGGUGGAGCUGAAGACUCGGCUUGGGCGCACGAUAUUUCUCCACUGAACGCAGUCACCCACGUCAUCUUCUCACGCUGUAUAACCAUUCUGCUCGAUCCUUGUCUGUUUCAAAUGCCUCACUAUGCCGAGCCGACAUUCGCUCAUAUUCUCCCCCCUAGCUGGAAGGAACAAGUGAUUGGCUGGCUAAAGGAGGAUACUCCUUCCUUUGAUUGGGGUGGUUACGUCGUUGGGGAGGUGCAUCGUGAAGCCUACCUGUUUGGCAAGGGUAAAAUACCAGCCGUGCUAGCGGGAGUACCCUUUUGCGAUGAGGUAUUUCGAUACCUUGGGUGUCAUGUAGAAUGGCAUAUGUGUGAAGGGGACAUCUUCGAGCCGAUCAAACACGUCGCCACAGUCAGCGGACCUGCGCGUCAGUUAUUGUUAGGAGAGCGUGUCGCUCUGAACCUUCUUGCAAGGUGUAGCGGCAUUGCCACCAAAUCCCGGCGGUUCAAGGCUAUUGCAGAUGAGAACGGUUUCAGAGGGAUCAUUGCGGGCACGAGAAAAACUACACCAGGCUUCCGUUUGAUCGAGAAGUAUGGUAUGCUUGUUGGCGGGAUUGAUGGUCAUCGCACAGACCUUUCGAGUAUGGUCAUGCUCAAAGAUAAUCACAUAUGGUCCUCCGGAUCUAUCACUAGGGCCAUUCAGCAGACUCGACGCGUUUCAGGCUUCUCUGUCCUCAUCGAUGUCGAGGGCCGGGAGUUACUCGAUGUAGCACAAGGACUCAAGGAGCGAUGGUCGGGGAAACGGAAGUUUUUACUAGAGACCAGUGGUGGGAUCGAGGAAAGCAACCUCCGAUCCAGGGCUGUGAAUCCCAUUGACAUCCUGAGCACAAGUGCCGUACAUCAGACUGUGCAACACAUAGAUUUUAGUCUGAAAAUUCAGAUCCCAAAACCUAUCGUAGAACGAGCAUAGUGGGUUCCAAGAGCUAAUUAGCUGCAAACACA
Molecule: messenger RNA, 1048 nt
Organism: Cantharellus anzutake
Lineage: Eukaryota; Fungi; Basidiomycota; Agaricomycetes; Cantharellales; Hydnaceae
Product: nicotinate-nucleotide diphosphorylase
Exons: 6
Coding region: 180-1016 (278 amino acids)
Biological process (GO): quinolinate catabolic process; NAD+ biosynthetic process
Cellular component (GO): cytoplasm
Molecular function (GO): nicotinate-nucleotide diphosphorylase (carboxylating) activity
Source: RefSeq, a predicted model, not a curated record